Messenger RNA from Solanum dulcamara, 640 nucleotides. RefSeq lists its product as uncharacterized. Bases 47 to 370 code for a protein of 107 amino acids. The record is from RefSeq and is a predicted model, not a curated record. The transcript has a single exon. NCBI's taxonomy places the organism in Eukaryota, Viridiplantae, Streptophyta, Magnoliopsida, Solanales, Solanaceae.
CACAGCAAACUAAUUUCUUCUCACCAAAAAUUCCAAAGAGAGAAGAAUGAAAGCUGGUGGCUAUUCGUUCUCGUUCAAGAGGCUAAACAAGAAGAGUGUCGCCGGAACUGUUGGUUCUGAAGUAGGUACUGAUGCCGGAGACCAUCAUGAUCCCUUAACUCAGCUGCCGCCGCAGCAGCAUCGGCAGUCGUCGUGGCGGUGGCGAUUCAAAAAUCUGUCUUCUGGAUUGAGAUGGAAGAGUAAAAGGCUUUACAAAUUGCGAUACUGGUUCAUUGAUUGCUUCCUAUUCAAGAUUGUUUCUGCAUUUGAAGCCAUUUUUCUCGUCUCCGCUUUGGCUUUCUUCUACCUCUGCUUCGGCUGCCAUAUCUAAAUUCUUCCAUAACUCAAAAAACAGCAAUUGAUAGAGUAAAUUAACAGUUAGGAAGUGGAAUUCUGAAGAAAAGUUGAAAUCUUUGAGAUCAUUGGAGGAGCUUAAUUGCUAAUUAAUGCUUUAAUGGUGUGAAAUUUAUCAUUAGAUUUAUUUUUCUUACUUUUUUUGUUGAGGUUUUUGUAAAGAUUAAUCGUAUAGAGAAAGUUAGUGGACUUAUUUGCAUUACUAACUUAGAGAUUCUUUUAUAAUGUAAUCUUAAUUAUUACUCUA